GUGCAUGUAGAUUAGUAGAUUGGCAUGCGGUAAAUGUCAGGGCUUUAGUAAUUCAUAUUUACAUCAGAAUCUUACAUUUUUAUGAACAUUGUUUCGAUGGGAAUAUUAUCAAUUUUCCGUGUGGGCUCUGUAAUAUGCAUUCGCGGAUUCUUCCAUUGCUUCACCAUGAUGGCUCUAUGGCAAGCCAUUUCCUUACUUGUUGUUUGUGGUCUCAUCGAGUGCAAUGACAGUAUGUGCAAUGUGACCUGCACCACAGACUUCAUCUCUAUGCUGAACUGCUCGAAUUCUGACUUGACAGGAACUGCAUCAUGUGUUAUUGUUGCUGAUUGCAGGGAUGAAGGUAAUGCUGUGAAUGCGAGCUGCAGUAUCAAAUCACCACAAUCUUGGUGCAUAAUUGAAUCAGAGGAACAUGAAAUAAUAAUGGCCUAUGAUACCAUUUGCAAUAUAACAGUAACGCAAAUGGACCAUAAAGGAGGGAUGGAAAGCCCAUCAAAUCGCUACUCCAAAGAAAUGUUUCUGUACAAAUCUGUUAAGCCUAAAAAGCCUUUUAACCUAAGGAUUGAAGAAUUUGAUGAGGGUUUUAAUCUCACUUGGGAUGUGGCUUAUACAGAGCACGAUCUGUAUGAAAAAUUACACUACAGAGUACGAAUGCGAACUAAAGGUGCCCCAGAUGAGAAGGGACAAAUGUACCUUCUGGAACAGAACCAACAAUCCAUGGUAAUCAUGAGUGAAAGCAUCUCGCCAGGAAGAGAGUAUGUGGCAGAUGUCCAGGUUGCAGUGCAUCCUAGAUGGUUUACAUCCAUGUGGAGUGAAUGGAGUAACAGUGUUGAAUGGACCACUCAGUGGACAUCUGGAACCAUAUUUGAGUUGAAAUCUAAUGCUCCGGGGUCAGAACAGUACUGUUUCCUGUUGUUGGUGGCAGUUGCCAUUGUGGUGAUGGUGGUUCUCCUGUACAGUGUAAAAUUAGGGGGCACCAAAAAGCUGUCUUUAUGGCAACAUAUUCCAAGUCCCCAUGACUACUUCAAACCACUCUACCAUACAUAUCAAGGAGAUUUUAAGAAAUGGGUAGGGCCAGUCCUGACCUUCAGUAACUAUGAUGUCCUUGAGAAAAGCGCCACUCUGCAGGUGCUUUGUGUCAAGCAGCAGAGUGAAAGCUCAGAGGAACCUGAUAACAACAGGAACAGUCACCAAGACUCCAGCCCUUUCAGUCUGGCAAGUCAAAACUCAUCCAAACUCCUUGGAAGCAACAGUCAUGGUGUCACACACGCUGGCGGCCACAUAUCAAUGGACACAGUUACCGUAUCUGACCAGGAGGGCAUCAUGGCCGACUGCUCUGGCAAGAGUCAUAGACAGAGCCUGGAGAACUUCCUCAGCUCCAAAGAAGCCAAUCAGAGAUUGCAUGAAGUGACUGAUGGGCAGCCCGGGGCUGUAGGGCCUGACAGGAGAGGUGGCUUACAAGCUUUAGACUGUGAUGAUUGGCAUCUACAAGAGGAUGACUUGGAGAACAUUGAACAUGUCUCACUGGACUCUUAUAGUUCUAAUGAGCAAUCCGAUGAUGGUUACCCUCAAAUGAGAUUGGAUUUAGACACCAUAGACAGUGGCUUUCUUGAGUCAGACUCUUCUAGCCCUUCAGCAUAUGAUGGGAACGAACAGAUAGAGACUUCCUGUCUAGAUGGUGUAGAGUGCUCCCAUUCAAAUUAUGUCAAACAGUGGGCAGCUUUUUCUGCAGUCCAAGUUGAUACCCAAAGCACUGGAAAGUAGCCGUGACUGUGUACAACAUCAAAAGGAACCAAUCAGCCAAAACUGAAUAAUAAGUUUCUAAGCUUGUACAAACAAGCUUGAAGAUGUCCCUGUUUGGACUUAAUUUGCUUAUAAGUUACAGCCCAGCAAGGCAUAGGUCCAGCAGUGGCUUGUGGAUGUGAGUGGAUGUGAGAUUGUGUGCGAAGUAUCUUUCACAGGACACUUUUAUACAACAAGAUCCUGCAGGCUAUAUAGAAGUCUGCAACUUGUAUAUAUGCAAGAGUGUGCCAAAAUGACUGUGUGUUAUACAGUAUGCCAAUUGUGCCUUGA
Molecule: messenger RNA, 2070 nt
Organism: Xyrauchen texanus (razorback sucker)
Lineage: Eukaryota; Metazoa; Chordata; Actinopteri; Cypriniformes; Catostomidae
Product: interleukin-21 receptor-like
Exons: 8
Coding region: 82-1761 (559 amino acids)
Biological process (GO): cytokine-mediated signaling pathway; immunoglobulin mediated immune response
Cellular component (GO): external side of plasma membrane
Molecular function (GO): protein binding; cytokine receptor activity
Source: RefSeq, a predicted model, not a curated record